GAAGAAGCAGCAAAAGAUGGUUGCCCUUCCGAGGCCGACGAUGACGAGCUAAAGCUGUUUCUUGUUCCAUUAGAGGCUAAAGAAGGGUCCCCCCGGCUGCAGCACGAAAGCUGUUCUUCUGUUCUAUGGAAGCUGAGAGAUCAGGCACCACUUCUCGCCGAUUAAGGCAUGUCUUCAUGCCGGGCCCCGUCUGCCAUGAUAAGGGUUCCCAAAGCUUCCUUCUUUCCCCGCAACACCACCACCACCGGUGUUUCCGCUUAUAAAUUCAGGUCCGUUUUAGGUCAGCUUGUGCCGAAAUUUGGUGUCUCCGCCUCUUUAAGUUCCGUUGUUACCUCCGGUAAUGCGAUCGCCGCCGCAGCGGCGGCCGGUUCGGGCUCUGUUCAUGGAGCGGUGACGUCAGCAAUUACUCAGGUAGCGGUGACUGCUGUGGCGAUUGUUUCGGGUGCUUGCCUUUCCACCAAGGUGGAUUUUCUGUGGCCCAAAGUUCAGGAGCAACCAGGCUCUCUUGUUCUGGAUGGCGUCGACGUCACCGGGUACCCCAUAUUCAAUGAUGAAAAGGUGCAAAAGGCAGUGGCUUUUGCCAAGAAAGCUCACCAUGGCCAAACAAGGAUGACAGGAGAUCCCUACUUAUCACACUGUAUUCACACUGGAAGGAUUUUAGCAGCAUUAGUUCCGUCAACGGGUAAAAAAGCUGUUGAUACUGUUGUUGCUGGAAUCCUCCAUGACGUAGUUGAUGAUACUGGUGAGAAUUUGGACACCAUAGAGGGAGAGUUUGAUGUUGAUGUUGCAAAGUUGGUAGCUGGAGUUUCCCGCAUAAGUUAUAUUAAUCAGCUACUUCGCAGGCACCGUCGAUUGAAUUUAGGUCAAGCAACUCUCAGCCAUGAAGAGGCAAAUAAUUUGCGGGUGAUGUUGCUGGGCAUGAUUGAUGAUCCGCGGGUGGUUCUUAUAAAGCUUGCUGAUCGUCUUCAUAACAUGAGAACAAUAUAUGCGCUGCCUUCUGCCAAAGCUCAAGCUGUGGCGCAGGAAACAUUAGCUAUUUGGUGUUCCCUAGCUUCUAGAUUGGGACUAUGGGCUCUAAAAGCUGAACUUGAAGAUCUUUGUUUUGCUGUCCUUCAGCCUAAAGUAUUUUGUCAAAUGCGAGCUGAUUUGGCUUCUAUGUGGAGCCCAAUCAACAAGGAGGCCUGCCACUUAAGAAGGGAGCAAGUGAAAUCUAACGAUGUGCAGUUUCAUAAUAGUAAGGAACACACAGAUUGGGAUGACCAAAACACUAGCAUGAAGAUUCUUCUUCAAGCUGUACUUCCAUUUGAUCUCUUACUGGACAGAAAAAAGCGCAUAAAUUUCUCUAACAAUCUCACUACGAACUUGGAUACACCAAAGGUUGUGAGAAAUGCUUCCAUUGCCUUGGCAUCACUGGUUGUUUGUGAAGAAGCACUGGAGCGGGAGUUAUUUAUUUCAACAUCCUAUGUUCCAGGAAUGGAAGUGACUUUAUCCGGACGCCUAAAAAGUUUGUAUAGCAUUUAUAGUAAGAUGAAGAGGAAAGAUGUCGGCAUUGAUAAGGUAUAUGAUGCUCGUGCAUUAAGGGUGGUUGUUGGGGAUAGAAAUGGAACGUUGCACGGGCAGGCAGUCCAGUGUUGUUACAAUCUUCUUAACAUUAUACACAGAUUAUGGACACCAAUUGAUGGGGAGUUUGAUGAUUACAUUGUCAAUCCAAAACCAAGUGGCUACCAGUCACUUCAUACUGCAGUACAAGGUCCCGACAACUCUGCAUUGGAAGUUCAGAUAAGAACUCAUAGGAUGCAUGAAUAUGCGGAGCAUGGGUUGGCCGCACAUUGGCUCUAUAAGGAAACUGAGAGUCUUUUGCCCUCCAAUAGCAGUGUAGCUGUUAGCGAAGACUCCUCAAAUUUCUCAAAGGAAAUGGAAGAUCAACAUUCUGCUGAGAAUGGCGUGUUAAUGAAAUACAGCUCACUUAAAGCAGGCCAUCCAGUUCUUAGGGUCGAAGCUGAUCAGUUACUUGCUGCAGUAAUAGUCAGAGUAGACAGUGAUGGAAGAGAGUUACUUGUUGCUGUCAGCUUUGGGCUGACAGCUUCUGAAGCAGUAGCCGAAAGAAGAUCUUCUUACCAAGUAAAGCGAUGGGAAGCUUAUGCAAACUUGUACAAAAAGGUGUCUGAUGAGUGGUGGUGUGAACCUGGUCACGGGGAUUGGUGCACCUGCUUGGAAAGAUACACCCUUUGUCGAGAUGGUAUAUAUCACAAGAAAGACCAGUUUCAGCGACUAUUGCCGACUUUCAUCCAAGUCCUCGAACUGACAGAUGGAGAAGAAACCGAAUACUGGAACGUCGUCUCUGAUGUUUUCGAGGGAAAGCCUAUUGCUUCCGACUUAUCCAGUUCAAGUUACAAGGAGAAGCCUAGUUUCGCCUUCAAUUCGUCUUCGGAAACUGGCAUCAUCAACAACAAGGUACUAUUGCUGCGGACAAUGCUCCAAUGGGAAGAGCAACUGCACUCAGAAGUAGGGCUCCAACAGUCAAAUGUUGGCAGUGGCAGUGGGGACGACAAUGGCAGGAGAAACAAGGGCCUGCUGUCUCUGGGGGAAGUCGCGGUUGUGUGUUGGCCACACGGCGGGAUAAUGAGGCUGAGGAAUGGGAGCACGGCUGCAGACGCUGCUACGAGGAUAGGACUCGAAGGGAGGCUUGUUUCCGUAAACGGGCAACUCGUACUCCCCAACACGUUGCUGAAAGACGGCGAUGUAGUCGAAGUCAUGAACCAUGCGUUGCCGGAAAAGCUUAGGAGGUAAUGAUAAUAUGUACAAAGGCUUCUACCAUUUUGUUUAGUAUCCAUCUCUCUCUAUUGAUGCCUUUGGAAAAUAGGUGAUGCCGUUGCCUCAAAUGUAAAUGGUUUUGAUAAACUCCCUACCACACAUUUGGUAUCAUUUAUUGGAUCGUAGAUUAUUUCUCUUC
Andrographis paniculata is the source of this 2953-nucleotide messenger RNA. RefSeq lists its product as uncharacterized. The record is from RefSeq and is a predicted model, not a curated record. Gene Ontology annotation, biological process: guanosine tetraphosphate metabolic process. Lineage: Eukaryota; Viridiplantae; Streptophyta; Magnoliopsida; Lamiales; Acanthaceae. The coding region runs from base 169 to 2790 and encodes 873 amino acids. Gene Ontology annotation, cellular component: chloroplast. The transcript is spliced from 19 exons.